Molecule: messenger RNA, 312 nt
Organism: Rhinocladiella mackenziei CBS 650.93
Lineage: Eukaryota; Fungi; Ascomycota; Eurotiomycetes; Chaetothyriales; Herpotrichiellaceae
Exons: 1
Coding region: 1-312 (103 amino acids)
Source: RefSeq, a predicted model, not a curated record
AUGGUCAACCAGAUGACAAAAGCUGGCUUCAUCAACACUCAGGUCGUCGCAAAGAAGAUUCCAAUUGGACCAUGGUCAAAAGGCCCAAUGCUAAAAGAGUCUGGGAAAUUUGGUCUGAUCGCACCUUAUAACGCUGUGUAUGGCAUGGGUGUCGGCUGUUUAAGGAUGUGCUGGGAUGGAACGAGCGCUGCAGGUUUUUCUAGCAGGGUUUCGGAAGGAGUUGAGGACGAAGUCGGUCCACGGCUAUUGGUCAGCGUGCGUGACCCCGACUCUUCCAGCGGACAAACGCUAAUUGCUGCAGAUACAUCGUGA